AUGAGCUCGUUGGCAUUUCUGGUUACGGAACUCCAGUCUCUUUCCAGCGAAACGCGUAGAAAGCAUCCUGAUGUCCGCGAGGCCGCGGAGAAGUCCCUGGCCAUACUGCGCUCCUCUCCGGAGCAAGCCACAGCUAACCUAGCUCGAGAUGGACCGCAAUCGGACGACCUCCUACGCCCCGUCUUCAUGGGCUGCGCGACCAAGAACGCGAAAGUGGUCAUGAUAUCCCUCGGCUCCCUUCAGCGCCUCAUCGCUCUGAAGGCUGUACCACAGUCCGCCGUUCCCGUCAUCAUCAGCACAAUGGGCGACUGCAUGAACCAGGGUGUCGAUAUACAGCUGCGGAUACUGCAGACGCUGUUGUCGCUCAUCACCAACUUUCCCGCCAUCCACGGUCAGCUACUCGGCGAUGCCCUUCUGCUCUGCUUCAAGCUGCAGGAGUCACGUAUCGCGGUUGUAUCGUCGACCGCAGCAGCGACUCUGCGACAGCUGGUCAUGUUCAUCGUGGACAAGGUCGUGGACGAGGACAGGCGGGACGAAGUUGACCUCAAGACUUUAGUCGACAUCACGCUGCCGAACGGAGAGACAAAGGCACUGGGCCCCUCGGCGCGAGACGCGUACGCAGUGUUCGAGGACUUGUGUCUGCUGGCGAACGCCGAACGACCGCGGUUCCUCAAGCUGGAGGUCCUCCGCAAGACAUUCGCACUCGAACUCAUCGAGAGCGUGCUCACGAACUACCACGACCUCUUCCGCAAGGCAAGGGAGUUGAAGACCGAAUCUGAGGUCUUCUUGAUGCUGCUCAUCAAGAUCGUCGGGUCAGACGGAGAUGCCGACCCAGCAGAAAGUGGACAUCCGUACGGGUCACGUCCGUUGUGGAUGCGGGUGCUCGCCAUGGAGAUCAUGCGCGGACUCUGCAGCGACGCAGAACUGAUCCGAAACGUAUGGGAACGGUACGACGCGGAGGAGGGCGGCUCGAAGGUGUUCACGUCGUUGAUCACUGCACUGAAGCGCCUCGUCACGGAGAAGCCGGCGCUGCUCGGUGUCUGCACUCAGAUGUUCGGCGUCGGCGUCCCGACGAGCAGUGGUUCGAGCUCAGACUUGACUGGGUAUGGUCUCGACGUAGGAGGUGUCGCGGGCAUGGUGGCGACCGCAGCCAGUGCCACCGUCUCUGCCGGGUUGAGUAUGAUUGGCUCGGAGGCGGGACUGAGCCUGCACAGCUCAGCAAUGAAACUUCAAUGCAUCGACCAGCUCGACAAGGCAGACUCGCCCGUCAUCCCGGAGUCCUACGUGUAUUUGCUCGGCCUCCAAUGCCUGGUCGCGCUCUGCGAGGGCUUCGCGUCUUUCACGGGGCCGCUCUACAACUCGCUCAUGAUCCAGCGGCCCCGCUCAGCGGGCGAGCCCGUCGUGCGCGCACCGCCCGCGCUCGACCUGUCCGCGCUGCCCGCGGACGAGCCGACGACGCACCAGCUACGGACGGUGCACGCGAUGGUCGAGAGCGGGUGGCCCGCGCUCCUCGCCGCACUGUCGUUCCUCAUCUCGACGAACCUCUCGGACGAGCUCUUCGUGGAGGUGCUCGCGAGUUACCAGGCGCUCACCACCGUCGCGGGCAUGCUCGGCCUCGCGACCCCGCGCGACGCGUUUUUCACGAGCAUCGCGCGGCUCGCGAUCCCGCCGCGGGUGAUCUCGAGCCUGGAUACGUACCAUGGCUCGGCUGGACACUACACGGAGCCGAUGACACCGCGCAGUGCCGCGACCACGCUCUCGGAGAACCUGGGGAUCACGAUUGGCGGCUCCGUGCAGCCUCCUGGCCUGUCGGAGAGGAACAUGGCUUGUCUGAAGGUGCUGGUGACGAGCGGACUCUUCCUGGCGGGCAGUCUCGGCGAAAGUUGGUUCAACAUCCUCGAGGCUCUGCAGAACGCCGACUACGUACUGACGGUACGGGGCACCAAGCCGACGGCGAGCAAACGUGGGACUCUACAGGGGACGGGCAGUGCACCUGGGAGCCGCGUGUCCUCCCUCAGCAGCUCUCACUCCGCAGCUCAAGCAGGCGCCGCGGCAAACCAGGGUGCUGGCCAACAGCCACAGACAACUGCGCGACAUCCCCUUUUGGCCGACCUCGACCCGGAGAGCAUGCAGCAUGCCAUCCAACGCCUGUUUGACGCCUCCAAGAACUUGGACGACGGCGCUUUCCGUCACUUCGUGAGCUCGUUGUGCAAGCUGAGCGCUGCCAUGAUCGGCAUGCAGUCAGAGGCGCAGGAGAUCGCCUUAGAGUCCGAAUCACUGGACGAGCUGGUUACUAGCCCUGGCCUCACAUUACAGGCAGAGCACCACCGCAGGAGAGUCAGUGGGAUCCACAUGCCUAAGACCCCUCGGUCUGGAGACUUCGGUAUUAGCAAGCUCGGCGGCGUAGCGAUGCUCAACAUCCAUCGGCUGAUAUAUAGAUCGCCCGACGUCGCAUGGGACCCCAUCACGGAGCACUUGCUAAUCGUCAUCCGAAACGCACUCGCGCCUUCUACAGUGAGAGUCCAAGCGCGCGCAUCCUCGAUGACAUCCUCGUCGUGGUGCCGGCGUAAUCUGUCGUCCACCGGGGACCUGCAGCCUAAAGUGCAGAGACGUGUCCUUGACGUUCUUGCUCGACAGGUCAUACCGGAUAGUAUGGCCACUAACAGCACCACUGUUGAGGUGCGGCGCAUGGGCUUCGAAACGCCUUCACCAGAUUCUGCAGGCUUCCGGACAUACCCUCGUAAUUGGCGUAUGCACUCCGACGACCUUGCCUCGUCUGCCACCACGGACUCGCUAUCGACACCCACUACUGCUGUCCCGGAGACUCCGCGGCGUAAACCCGCACCUCUUGGUUACACGAACGACAAGGGGCACAACUCACUAGUGAAGAUCGCCUUCCAGUCCUUGACUUUGGUUUGGAAGUUCGGGCGCCAGGCGGAUACAAACAUUGCUCUCACAGCAGCCGAGAGCCUUCUCUGGGGCGUGUCAGACUCCAUCCAGGCGAAACGCAAGGAUGCGGAGACGGAGCACGAGUUCAGCGCGCUGUGGAUGUUCCUCUUGGUCGAGGUGCUCGCCUCUGCACAGACGCUCGGCCAGAGCUGGGGACUGGACGAGUACUCGACCGCGGAUCCUGCUGAUCUACAGUGGGAUGAGUCGAAGAUUCUCGCAUUGCAAUCGAUCGGCUCGAUCUUCCACGAGUUCCUCUUAACCAAGCUCAUGCCUUUGGAGAGUUUCUCUAGGGCGUGGGAUGUCUUCGUGGGCCAUAUACAGUCUUCAUGGCGCAAUGACAACCGGAUGGUUACCGCCACUGCUCUUCGCUGCCUGGAUAAGUCGAUCAACGCGCUCGCCACCGGCGAGGGCGAGUUGGUCGGGAAGACCAAGGAUGCAUUGGCCACAGUGUGGCAUGCCUGUGACGAUAUGGGUGCAAUGAUCGCGACGGGUGGCUCUGGUCAACAAACAAGACUUCAUUCGAAUCCUUUCACACAGGAAAGCUUGAUGGCGUUCGUAGACGUCAUUCGCAGUACCAGAUCUGUCGGGCGUAAUGUCGAAAGACACGAAUGGUCCCUUGAACGACUCGAACGUCUCAUGUCCAUCUUGAAAGGUGUUUUGACAUACCAGAACUCAACCGACUACAGACCAGAUAUUGACGCUCUCAGUCCCGUUCAGGCAACUGUGAUGCAAGCGAUCGACGGCGUUGACUUGUCAUCUCCGGGUGCACCAUCACUGGUACUGCGAGAUCUAUCCGAGUACGCAACUCUACCUUUCUUGGCAGCUUUCGACAUGCCGUCGCGCUCUUCCGUUGUCUCUGCAACGCCAUCGAGAUCAAAUGCCGGGCGUGUCACAUAUAUUGCGCUCUCGAAGAAGAUUAUGCCCGUACUGGUAGAGCUCUUCUUACGCUUCAAAGGCCAAAGCGCGAUAUACUUAGAUGGCACAGUGGAGCGGAUUUAUUCGGCAUAUGCGAUUCCAAUCAAGUUGAAGUAUGAGUGCCCAGCGCCGUCGAAGUUUGGAAAAGAUCCUCCUCUGUGGAAGACUGCUACGAACAAUUUCCUCCGCAUUGUCAAAGAGUGUGGUCCGCAGCUACGCGAGUUCGGAGAAGAUGUUCCCGACGCUCAGCAAGAAGGCAUCUGGCGCCAGAUCAUCGAGACAUUUCGUGGAGGGAUUUUGGCCGACUGUUCGGCCGCCGACAGCUUCCCCUUAGACAUGCAGGAGACUGAGGAAAACUUCGACCUGGCAUUGAUCGCCGCCCUUGAGAUUGACGUUGUCCCCUACCUUGGAGACGCGUGCAUUCCAGACUACCUCAUCAUACAGCUAUCUCGAGUGCUACACCAAGGAAGCCAGAUCCGGGAUACUGAUGAUAUGCCACCUUCACCUGCUUCAAUCACAGAUUCCUACUGGGACACCGGGACACGCAGGCUCUCCCAAGAGUUCGAGAAAGUGGAGAAGUUCGGCACGGACGUUGUGGCUCUGGGAACCACGGAGAGCGGACAUUUCCGGCCGAGAGAGCGAUUCUCUUAUU
This is a messenger RNA of Fomitopsis serialis, 4516 nucleotides long. RefSeq lists its product as uncharacterized. The record is from RefSeq and is a predicted model, not a curated record. Lineage: Eukaryota; Fungi; Basidiomycota; Agaricomycetes; Polyporales; Fomitopsidaceae. The annotation marks the transcript as partial. The transcript is spliced from 18 exons.